GUCCAACCGGCCAUUGACAAAAAAUAAAUAAAAUAAAAUAAAAAUAAAAUCAAAGGGUUGAGAAUUUGAGAUGAAUUAGAAGCAAACGGGGGCCUACGAACACGACGCGGUGUAAUUGCGAGUAGGUUGAAAUCGAAUUGAAUCAAAUCACGUUUCUCACCUCCUUCCGCUUACUGCCACUCCUUUCUCUUCUGCUCUCUGCUCUGAUUUCCUCUUUCUCUACUUUUGCGCCUGAUACGGUGGUGGUAUGUGUCUUCUGAUGCUUAGGACUUAGGAGUGUGCCAGCUACUCAAAUACUCCCUCCGCAACACCGCAAAAAUCUGGUAGGAUUAAGGAACGAUUUUAAGCAGUCUUAAUUAAAUCCUGAUUAUGCUGAAAGCUCUCCUUCAAUCAUGGUGGAGUUAUUUAAGCACAAUGCUACAAAUUGGAUGCCUAGAGUGGACCACUAAUGAUCCCAUUGAAGUCCAAAUGAUCCGUUAUGCUUGGUCAUUUUACCUAUUGUGAUUGAGAAUGUGGAACUUUGCUUCAAACUGUAUUGCUGGAAGUGUGCGGCAGAAAAAUGAUUCCACAAAGCCAACUCAUUCUGCAUCGGAAUGUUCUGAUGAUGAGAAUUCGGUUGUUGGGAGAGAAGAAGGGCUGGAAUGCCCAAUAUGCUGGGAAUCUUUCAACAUUGUUGAAAAUGUGCCCUAUGUAUUGUGGUGUGGCCACACCCUUUGUAAAAAUUGUAUCCUGGGACUGCAAUGGGCCGUUGUGAAGUUCCCAACGCUGCCAAUUCAACUUCCUCUCUUUAUCUCCUGCCCGUGGUGCAACCUUCUAUCUUUCCGUCUGGUUUAUCAAGGGAAUAUUAAAUUCCCUCGCAAGAACUACUUUCUUCUUUGGAUGGUUGAGAGCAUGAAUGGUGAUAGAGGGAAAUCACACUCAAAUUGUGGUGGUGAUAAUCAACAACAUUGGCCAAUUAAAGACAAUUUAACCAUGGGAAGCUAUGUAAGCCAUGGAAAUGCCCGGAGGAGCCAAGUUCACCACCCAGAGACAUCUGGUUCUGGCCCUUAUCAUGGCAAUACCGGCGAUUAUCUCAGGAUGGAAAGGCUGCAUGCUUCUCUUCGGAAGUCGCUGGUUUUUGUUGUCCAAUUGACAGCUAAGUUCCCAUUGGUCAUUAUAUUUCUUUUGAUCAUCUUAUAUGCGAUACCAGCUAGUGCUGCCAUCUUGGCUCUGUAUAUACUUGUUACGAUUCUCUUUGCUCUCCCGUCAUUUCUCAUCUUAUACUUCUCAUAUCCUAGUUUGGAUUGGCUUAUCAGAGAAAUUGUCACUUGAAACCGUGAAGCAGAAAGUGCCAAUUUCGCAAGCAUUAUGACUAAUGUUUGCUUCUCCCAGUGGCACCAUUUAUCUGAUAUCUUUUACUUUGUAAUUAGCGAAUUCCUUUUACAGGUUGCAUCUUUUCUCUUUUCCAUAUAGAGCCUCAGUAUAAUUGAGUAUUGAUUUUAGCUCUGGUAGAGCUUGGUUCAUUUGUAGGUGUGAUAAAAAUGUUUAGGCCCCAUUUUGGUGGCUAAUAGUGAUUUAUCAAUACAACUUAUACUUUGUACGGACAAAUGGAUAGUCCUUUCUAUACUGUUAAAACUUUUAUGUUUGUAAGUUGUAGUUAUAUCAGUUGUGUUGCUUAUAUCUGGAAGCAUUAUUUUGUUAAUAUUAAAAUUAGUGAUCUUCCUGCUCUUGGCUGUGCUGGAUGGUCGAUCUUAAAGUCAGAAUCCCUUUACAAUGAAAGAAAAGCUAAAGAGGGUGUUUAUUUUUGCA
Molecule: messenger RNA, 1788 nt
Organism: Arachis ipaensis
Lineage: Eukaryota; Viridiplantae; Streptophyta; Magnoliopsida; Fabales; Fabaceae
Source: RefSeq, a predicted model, not a curated record